This is a messenger RNA of Spea bombifrons (plains spadefoot toad), 3972 nucleotides long. RefSeq names its product leucine rich repeat and fibronectin type III domain containing 2 (gene LRFN2). Gene Ontology annotation, molecular function: protein binding. Bases 207 to 2504 code for a protein of 765 amino acids. The record is from RefSeq and is a predicted model, not a curated record. The transcript is spliced from 4 exons. Gene Ontology annotation, cellular component: cell surface; postsynaptic density membrane. Lineage: Eukaryota; Metazoa; Chordata; Amphibia; Anura; Pelobatidae.
UUUUUUUCUCCCCACGAUCGCAGAAGAUACUGUAUCUUGGUUUAGAAUGUCUGGGAUUCUUUUGCACAAACGAGGAUAAUUGUUACUUCUCGGAGGUGAUUUUUUUUUUUCAACCAAGUGAGUAACCAACCAAGACUCUGACCAUGUGCGCUUUCAUCCUGGAAAACUUCCCUCGUUUAAGUUAGGGUCCCUGCACUUGACUUACAAUGGAAAAAAUCCUCUGUGGUCUUCUCGUGUUUGGAAUGGCAGUAGUGGUCAACUCGUGUCCAAAGUAUUGUGUUUGUCAAAACUUAUCAGAGUCAUUGGGGACUUUGUGUCCCUCAAAGGGCCUACUUUUUGUACCAAUAGAUAUCGACAGAAGGACAGUGGAGCUCAGACUCGGGGGCAAUUUCAUCAUAAGCAUCCACAGACAGGACUUUGCCAACAUGACUGGUCUUGUGGACCUCACCUUAUCUAGAAACACUGUUAGUUAUAUCCAACCCUUUUCUUUUAUUGACCUAGAGAGCCUUCGAUCGUUGCAUUUAGAUAGUAAUAGACUGACCAGCCUCGGAGAUGAUAUAUUCCGAGGAUUAAUCAAUCUUCAACAUUUGAUAAUGAACAAUAACCAGCUCAACGUUAUUUCAGAUGAUGCUUUUGAGGAUGUUCUACAAACACUGGAAGAUUUGGACCUUUCUUAUAAUAAUCUGAAAAGCAUCCCAUGGGAAGCUAUAAGACGAAUGAUCAACCUUCAUCAACUUAGCCUGGACCACAAUCUAAUUUCUUACAUAACGGAGGGCACCUUUCAGGAUUUGAAUAAAUUGGCCAGGCUAGAUCUAACGUCUAACAGGUUACAAAAACUACCUCCAGAUCCCAUAUUUGCAAGAUCCCAAACAUCUAUGACAUCAGCAACGCCGUUUCUUCCCCCUUUAUCUCUCAGUUUCGGAGGAAAUCCACUUCAUUGUAAUUGCGAGCUGCUUUGGUUGAGGAGGCUUGACCGUGAAGAUGAUAUGGAAACGUGCGCAUCACCCUCUGCCCUUAAAGGAAGAUAUUUUUGGUAUGUACGGGAAGAGGAAUUUAUAUGUGAACCCCCUUUAAUUACCCAACAUACUCAGAAGCUACUUGUUCUGGAAGGGCAGACAGCUUCAUUGAAAUGUAAAGCAAUUGGGGAUCCGGCUCCAGUCAUCCAUUGGGUUGCCCCUGAUGGACGCCUCAUUGGAAACUCCUCGAGGACGGCUGUCUACGACAAUGGCACGUUAGACAUCCUCAUAACCACAUCGAAGGAUUAUGGAACUUUUACUUGUAUAGCAGCAAACGCUGCUGGGGAAUUAACAGCGCCGGUUGAGCUGUCUAUCGUCCAGCUUCCGCAUCUCAGUAACGGUACCGGUCGAUCAGCGCCGCCCAAAUCUCGGCUCUCUGAUAUCACCAGCUCCAGCAAAUCAAACAGAGGAGAAGUAAAGACUCCACCGGAAAGGGCUGUUGUGGUUUCAGAGGUGACAGCUACCUCAGCAUUGGUUAAGUGGUCAGUGAGCAAGGCUGCCCCAAAAGUCAAAAUGUACCAGCUACAGUACAACUGCUCAGAUGACGAUGUUCUCAUAUACAGGAUGAUCCCUGCUUCAAACAAAGCAUUCGUGGUGAACAACCUUGUUUCAGGAACUGCGUAUGACCUCUGUGUCUUGGCCAUUUGGGAUGACACGGCGACGACUCUCACGGCUACCAACAUAGUGGGGUGCGCCCAGUUCUUCACCCAAGAGGACUAUCAACAAUGUCAAUCCAUGCAUAGCCAGUUUUUAGGGGGAACAAUGAUUCUUGUAAUUGGAGGCAUCAUAGUUGCUACAUUGCUGGUCUUCAUUGUUAUAUUAAUGGUAAGAUAUAAACUUUGCAACAAUUCCCAGGGGAAGAUGGCCAAUGUCACCAAUGUCUGUUCUCAAACUAAUGGAGGAAAUACAGUGCAGAAUGGGGUCCCACCACAAGUCAAUCCAAAAGUGGUGGUGAGGAAUGAACUGAUGGAGUUCAACUGUGGCUCAGUGCACAGUAGUAUCUCAUCAUCUUCUAGUUCUGCGAAUAGUCCAGAAGGUGAUGACUAUAGCCUACAGAGUACCCAUAGCACUUUGUCUAAUAAGUGGAGAUCUGCCUCUAGAUCUAAGCACAAUAUCGAUAGACUCAUGGGAGCAUUCGCAUCCCUGGAACUGAGAUGUCAGAAAAAGGAGGACAAUGUGGACUCCAGGACUACGACGACAGUCCACCAGUCAGACAAAGAACCAUUGCUGGGCCACCAAGAGUCCAAAGUCCGUAGCCUUCUAAUGUUACCCCUGGAAGGCAAAGCCAAACGUAGCCAUUCUUUUGACAUGGGGGACUUUGCCACAACGCAGUGCUGUAGUUACCCCAGAAAGAUUACAAAUAUUUGGACUAGGAGAAGCCUUUCAGUUAAUGGCAUGCUAUUACAAUAUACCGAUAGCGAGCUAUCAGUCAACGCAACUAAAGGGACAUACGACAGCUCAGAAUGGGUUAUGGAAAGCACAGUGUAAAAAGUAUACCCCCCACUCUAAAAAAAUUGCCUAAUUGGAGGUAAGCAUAGAGUACAAGAAAAAAAAUAAAAUAAAACACGAAACCGAUUGCUAGGUCUCUGGAAUCAGAGAUGGGUAAGCACAACUAUCUACAGCAGGAAGUAUUGCCGGUACAGAGAGUUGUAAUAAGAACCAUCAGUGGUGGAGUGUCCAACCAAGCAGAUGAGAAGCGUAUGUUUUAGUCUAAGUGCUCUUGGUCAGAUACACGCGAAGGAUGACUGAAGAAGGAAUCUUGAUUCCUGAGCAGUAGAAGACCCGUGGAGGCCUCCUUGAAUUGGUGGAGACAACCAAUCAUCCUAAACGAACAUCAUUUGUGGGCACAUUAACUGUUUUUUUUUCUUUACUUUCUCCAUUAAUUUAUGGCUGUAAAUUUUAAGAUAGAUGUUCUAACGUAAUUAAUAAAUCUAAACUAUUUAAAAUCUAUUUUUUAAAAAGAAUAAAGUCAGAGAGCGAUAAAUACACUGCAUAUUUUAUUAUUUCAGUCUAUUUUAUUUUAUUUUUUUCAGAUAUACCUAGAGGAUAUUUAAAAAAAAAAAAAAAAAAAAACUAUUGUUAUUAUAAAAGUGUGUUAAACAAAAAAAAAAAUACCCUAGUAUCACAAAUGUGAAAUGUAAAAAAAAAAAAAUAGAAUUCCGAUAAAAAUAAGGAGAGUCUAAAUUUAUCCAAAGUGCAUUCAUUUUUGAGUUCUUGUUUUUUCUCGUUUUACAGAUAUUACUACGGGUUGCAUAAAAUCACGUAAUUUGAAUAAGGGGGUGUGUUUGUUGGAUGUUGAAAAUGUUAUACUUCCCAACUGCAUGGGGAUAUGUGUGUUCCUAUGAGGUUACCGCCUCUGUAUGCAGAAAUAUAUGAGCAGUGGUCAAUUUUUAAUGAGAAAUGACAAGAUAAAAAUUGUCAUUCCAGAUGUCAGCUACACAGUCGAGCGUAUCGAGCGGGAGUAGCAGGAUCUCCUUGACGGCUUGCACUUCCUAGUAAAAAAAAUAAUACCCGGAGAGUAUCAACGCUUUUUCGAAGGACUUUUAUGGAUAUUUGGUUCGUCCAUCACCAUUUCCCACCAUUAAUGACUUUAUUGUGACUGGGGGGGGAAAAAAAAAAGUACUUUAAGCAGACAUGGACCUCCGUAGCUCUGUGAUCAUUACUUUCUACUGUUGGUCAUUGGCAUUCUCAAGCAUUUUGUACAGAAAAAUAAAACAAAACAGGAUGGAUAUAAUGUACAUUUUUUUAAAAAAUAUCACACAUAUUAAAGAGAUGAGAGCUAUAUUAUGACCGGGCUGUUUACAUAUCUCGUAUGGUUCUGUUCCCUACUUGGAGUUUUAGACUAUGACGUCCAUGUGAAAAAAAUUAUCUUUUUUUUUUUUUGCUACAAAAUGUACAGUAAAGAUAAAUUCUGCAGUGAGAAUUGGACUUUAUUUUUUUUUUUUUUUUUUUUUUU